CGUGAGUCCAUCGCAAGUUGUGGUCCUAGCUGACGACCCUCUCGGUGACUACGACCUUACAAGAGCCCCUUGCCUUCCUCUCUAUCUCUCUCUCCGCCAUGCAAUCGUCCUCUGCGUCAAAGACAUCCCUGUACGUCUGCGACACCAUCCCGCCAGCCCGUCUGGCGUCUGCCGACGAUAGAUCAUCGCCUCCGCUGCCAAAUAGUCCUGUUCCCAGCACUACCUUCGAUUUGCUAGCCAUCGACGACGAUACGAGAAUGUCAGCGGAACAGUCGCGAAUGGAUCUUGCGGACAAAGAAGGGGCGGUGUCUGAAAAGGAACGCGGAAAGUCCAUACCUCCGCCGCAACCGCCUGCACGCAAGCUGUGCGUUAGGCAUCAGAGGAUAGCGGAUGAAGGUACUUUGUUAAAGCUUCAAAGGGCUCUCGACGCCUUGCCAGUAGAAGACAGAGAGGCAAUCAACACCGUUUGGUCCAUAUUUUCUUCCUCACCCCAUCCUCGUCGAGCACUCAUAUUACAAGGGGUCCUCACCAUGUGCUGCUUCUCUCAGUUGUCUUUCCUCACCGAGGAACUCAACCAGCUCAUCCGCAUCGACCCCUUCACCGUGUUUCCCCGUGAAGUCUCCCUCAAAGUACUAGGAUACCUAGACGCCACUUCGCUGUGUCGAGCGGCUCAAGUCAGCAGGCGGUGGAAGAAUUUAGCGGAUGAUGAUAUCCUGUGGCGAGGUAUAUGUGAGCAGCACAUAGGGCAGAAGUGUCAUAAAUGUGGAUGGGGUCUGCCCAUAUUGGAGAAGCGUCGGAUGGUCCGCACUUCAUCCUCGACCUGUAUUCCCUCGCCUUCGGCGCAGAAACGCGAGCUGGAAGAGACGGAUGAGUUAGGACGGCGGCCGAAGAAACAAAGGUACGAUACUCCUAUCCCGGAGUCUCAGCUUUCCUCCUUCAGCGCCUCCACAUCGCAAUGCCGACCACCCACGCCGCCGAACGCUGUGCCGCCCAUUCCGUCUCCGGCUCUUCGCAUCACGCGCCCGUGGAAGGACGUCUACUGCGAGAGGCUCACAAUUGAGCGUAAUUGGCGGCGCGGGCGGUGUACUGCGCGUACACUGCAGGGUCACACAGAUGGCGUUAUGUGCUUGCAGUUCAGCGAGACCAUGUCGCACCCCUCUUUCCCCAUCUUGAUCACUGGCUCUUACGAUCGCACCGCCCGAGUCUGGAAUAUGGAGACAGGCGCGGAGAUCCGGUGUCUAAAGGGCCAUACCCGGGCCGUCAGGGCGUUGCAGUUCGACGAAGCCAAAUUGAUUACAGGUAGCAUGGACCAUACGAUCAAGGUGUGGAACUGGCGCACAGGUAAAUGCAUGCGAACACUGGAAGGCCACUCCGAAGGAGUGGUCUGUCUAAACUACGACGACAAUAUCCUCGCCAGCGGCAGUGUCGACUCCACCAUCAAAAUCUGGAAUUUUCGGACGAAGGAGUGUUUCACGCUCAGAGGACACAGGGACUGGGUGAACUCGGUCCAGAUCUGGGACUCGGCACCGGCGUUGUCCAAGAGCAAGUCACCGAGUGUGUCCAGCUCGCAUUCUUUUGACUCGGCGUUCAGCGACACGACCUCGGCAUCGACCACGUCGACGCCGUGCAUUGACCCCGGCAAGAUGCUGUUCUCCGCCUCUGAUGACGGCACCAUCAGACUGUGGGAUCUCACGCUGCGAUCAUGUGUGCGUCAGUUCACUGGCCACGUCGGCCAGGUACAGAGCAUGAAGCUCCUUGUCCUGGAUGAAUGCGACGACGAGCCGGGGGAGUCUACGCCGGAAGAGAUGAGUCCAGAACCAUCAUCGGUGGCGUCUUCUAGCAUGCCAUUAUACGAGCAGGCUUUGGCGUCUAUGACGGUCCCGUCCGACCAAGCUAGCUCGUUAUCAGGACUGGCGUCCUGCGAUAUUCUACCGAGCGCAUCUUUAGGUUCUGCAUCGUCAGCGCCUGAAGCCUCUAAGCUUCCUAUGCCAAAGCGCUCCAAGCCGCUUUUGGUAUCAGGAAGUCUCGAUAACACCAUAAAGCUAUGGGAUAUAGAGACGGGGAAAGUGGUCCGGACGCUGUUCGGUCAUAUCGAAGGUGUCUGGGCGGUCGCGAGCGACAAGUUACGCCUGGUCAGUGGAAGCCACGACAGGACGAUAAAAAUAUGGAUGCGAGACGAGGGCAAGUGUACUGCGACGCUCUUUGGUCAUCGUGGAGCUGUGACCUGUCUCGCCCUUGGAGAGGAUAAGAUAGUGUCGGGAAGCGACGAUGGUGAUGUCAGGAUCUGGAGUUUCGCUGGCUGA
Gloeophyllum trabeum ATCC 11539 is the source of this 2303-nucleotide messenger RNA. Its product is annotated as WD40 repeat-like protein. The coding region runs from base 99 to 2303 and encodes 734 amino acids. Gene Ontology annotation, molecular function: protein binding. The record is from RefSeq and is a predicted model, not a curated record. The transcript is spliced from 2 exons. NCBI's taxonomy places the organism in Eukaryota, Fungi, Basidiomycota, Agaricomycetes, Gloeophyllales, Gloeophyllaceae.